This is a messenger RNA of Thlaspi arvense, 192 nucleotides long. The record is from the annotation of a GenBank genome assembly. NCBI's taxonomy places the organism in Eukaryota, Viridiplantae, Streptophyta, Magnoliopsida, Brassicales, Brassicaceae.
AUGGCUUGCAGAUCGUUCAAUUUUGCCAUUGUGUGUCUGGUGCUCGCUACGAUCCAGUCACCGGCGACGGCUCUGAUCUCUUCCCCAGAGGUCAAUUCUCCAUACGCGAAAGCCAUUCUUGUAAGUAAAAACCAAUGUGCACUUGCGAUCAAUUCUUUCUGUUUCAUCAAUUCCUACUUGGUUACGCGGUAG